This is a messenger RNA of Mus musculus (house mouse), 5739 nucleotides long. RefSeq names its product adhesion G protein-coupled receptor A2 (gene Adgra2). The record is from RefSeq and is a predicted model, not a curated record. The transcript has 18 exons. Gene Ontology annotation, molecular function: G protein-coupled receptor activity; transmembrane signaling receptor activity. Gene Ontology annotation, cellular component: filopodium; Wnt signalosome; membrane. NCBI's taxonomy places the organism in Eukaryota, Metazoa, Chordata, Mammalia, Rodentia, Muridae. Gene Ontology annotation, biological process: canonical Wnt signaling pathway; cell surface receptor signaling pathway; G protein-coupled receptor signaling pathway. Bases 303 to 4349 code for a protein of 1348 amino acids.
CUGGCGGCGGGAGCUGAGCGGCGCCUAGCUGCCCCCAUCCAUGGCACGGAGCUGCGGCAGCGGCGGCGGCAGCAACAGGAGCCCGGCACGAUCCGCUAGGUCUCAGCCGCGCGCAGGGCGAGCCGGCCACGCGCAGGGACCAAGCUUCCGUCGGCUCGGAGCGCUGCGCUGAGACUCCGGCCGCGCCGCCGGGGGCCACCCGCGCUGCGCUGUCAGCGGCGCCCGCGUCCCUCCCGGCCCGGGUGCUCGCAAGCCAUGCCCCCGGAGCGCAGCAGCGGGGACCCCGAGGCUUGCCUCCGCCCAUGGCCCCCCGCCCCGCCCUCGGGCGCCCGGGACUCCCGCUGAGCACUCCUCCCGCACGCCCGGGUCCCUCCGGCCGGCGAGCCGUCCGGCCCCUGCGCUGUAGGUCCCCGCGGGGCGAUGGGUUGAUGGGCGCGGGGGGACGCAGGAUGCCGGUGCCUCCCGCGCGUUUGCUGCUGCUGCCGCUGCUGCCUUGUCUUCUGCUCCUGGCUCCUGGAACUCGGGGUGCGCCUGGCUGCCCGGUCCCUAUCCGCGGUUGCAAGUGCUCUGGGGAGCGGCCCAAGGGACUAAGUGGCGGCGCCCACAACCCGGCUCGAAGGAGGGUGGUGUGCGGCGGUGGGGAUCUCCCCGAACCUCCAGAUCCCGGCCUUCUGCCAAACGGCACCAUCACCUUGCUCUUGAGCAACAACAAGAUUACUGGGCUCCGCAAUGGAUCCUUCUUGGGACUGUCCCUGUUGGAGAAGUUGGACCUGAGGAGCAAUGUCAUCAGCACUGUGCAGCCUGGAGCCUUCCUAGGUCUGGGAGAGCUAAAACGCUUAGAUCUCUCCAACAAUCGGAUUGGCUGUCUCACCUCUGAGACAUUUCAAGGGCUCCCUAGACUUCUCAGACUAAACAUAUCUGGAAACAUCUACUCUAGUCUGCAACCUGGGGUCUUUGAUGAGCUGCCAGCCCUUAAGAUUGUGGACUUUGGUACUGAGUUUCUGACCUGUGACUGCCGCCUGCGCUGGCUGCUGCCCUGGGCCCGGAAUCACUCCCUGCAGCUGUCUGAGCGCACACUCUGUGCCUACCCCAGUGCCCUGCACGCCCAUGCCCUGAGCAGCCUCCAGGAGUCCCAGCUUCGCUGUGAAGGGGCCCUGGAACUGCACACCCACUACCUCAUCCCAUCCCUUCGCCAAGUGGUGUUCCAGGGUGACCGCCUGCCCUUCCAGUGCUCAGCCAGCUACUUGGGCAACGAUACCCGGAUCCACUGGUACCACAAUGGGGCUCCUAUGGAGAGCGAUGAGCAGGCCGGCAUCGUCCUUGCUGAAAACCUUAUCCAUGAUUGCACCUUCAUCACCAGUGAGCUGACCCUGUCUCACAUUGGUGUGUGGGCCUCUGGUGAAUGGGAGUGCUCCGUGUCCACAGUCCAAGGCAACACCAGCAAGAAGGUGGAGAUAGUAGUGCUGGAGACCUCUGCCUCCUACUGCCCUGCAGAGCGGGUGACCAACAACCGUGGGGACUUCAGGUGGCCCCGAACCUUGGCUGGCAUCACGGCUUACCAGUCCUGUUUACAGUACCCCUUCACCUCUGUGCCCUUGAGUGGGGGAGCCCCGGGUACCCGAGCCUCACGCAGGUGUGACCGAGCUGGCCGCUGGGAGCCAGGGGACUACUCGCACUGUCUGUACACCAAUGACAUCACUCGGGUGCUCUACACCUUUGUGCUGAUGCCCAUCAACGCCUCCAAUGCAUUGACGUUGGCCCACCAGCUGCGAGUGUAUACCGCAGAGGCCGCCAGCUUCUCAGACAUGAUGGACGUGGUCUAUGUGGCUCAGAUGAUCCAGAAGUUUUUGGGUUACGUUGACCAGAUCAAGGAGCUGGUGGAGGUGAUGGUGGACAUGGCCAGCAACCUGAUGCUGGUGGAUGAGCACCUUCUGUGGCUGGCCCAGAGAGAAGACAAAGCCUGCAGUGGCAUUGUGGGUGCCCUGGAGCGAAUCGGAGGAGCUGCUCUUAGCCCCCAUGCCCAGCACAUCUCUGUGAAUUCAAGAAAUGUGGCACUGGAGGCCUACCUCAUCAAGCCUCACAGCUACGUGGGUCUGACUUGCACGGCUUUCCAGAGGAGGGAGGUAGGAGUGUCGGGUGCACAGCCAAGCAGCGUCGGCCAGGAUGCCCCAGUGGAGCCCGAACCCCUAGCUGAUCAGCAGCUUAGGUUCCGCUGCACCACUGGGAGGCCCAACAUUUCUCUGUCAUCCUUCCACAUCAAGAAUAGCGUGGCCCUGGCCUCCAUCCAGCUGCCCCCCAGCCUGUUCUCAACCCUUCCGGCUGCCCUGGCUCCCCCAGUCCCUCCAGAUUGCACCCUGCAACUGCUGGUCUUCAGAAAUGGCCGUCUUUUCCGCAGCCACGGCAACAACACUUCCCGUCCUGGAGCAGCUGGGCCUGGCAAGAGGCGUGGUGUGGCCACCCCAGUCAUAUUUGCAGGAACCAGUGGCUGUGGUGUGGGAAACUUGACGGAGCCCGUGGCUGUGUCACUGAGGCACUGGGCUGAAGGAGCUGACCCCAUGGCAGCUUGGUGGAACCAGGACGGGCCUGGAGGCUGGAGUUCUGAAGGCUGCAGGCUCCGCUACAGCCAGCCCAACGUCAGCUCCCUGUACUGCCAGCACUUGGGCAAUGUGGCCGUGCUUAUGGAGCUGAAUGCAUUCCCGCGGGAGGCAGGAGGCUCUGGGGCUGGGUUGCAUCCCGUCGUGUACCCCUGCACGGCUUUGCUGCUACUCUGUCUCUUCUCCACCAUCAUCACGUACAUCCUCAACCACAGCUCCAUCCACGUGUCCCGGAAGGGUUGGCACAUGCUGCUGAACCUUUGUUUCCAUAUGGCCAUGACCUCUGCUGUCUUCGUGGGGGGCGUCACGCUCACCAACUACCAAAUGGUUUGUCAAGCGGUGGGCAUCACUCUGCACUACUCUUCCUUGUCGUCACUGCUCUGGAUGGGGGUCAAGGCUCGAGUCCUCCACAAGGAGCUUAGUUGGAGGGCACCCCCUCUGGAAGAAGGGGAAGCAGCUCCGCCUGGUCCUCGCCCCAUGCUCCGUUGUUGGCUGGUGUGGCGUCCAAGCCUUGGUGCCUUCUACAUACCGGUGGCGUUGAUUCUGCCUAUCACCUGGAUCUACUUCUUGUGUGCAGGCCUUCACUUACGGAGCCAUGUGGCCCAGAAUCCAAAGCAGGGUAACAGGAUCUCUCUGGAGCCAGGGGAAGAGCUGAGGGGUUCCACCAGGCUCAGGAGUAGUGGCGUCCUCCUGAAUGACUCUGGUUCUCUUUUGGCUACAGUUAGCGCAGGAGUAGGGACACCUGCGCCCCCAGAGGAUGGUGAUGGCGUAUAUUCUCCUGGAGUCCAGCUGGGGGCGCUGAUGACCACGCAUUUCCUGUACCUGGCUAUGUGGGCUUGUGGUGCCUUGGCGGUGUCUCAGCGCUGGCUGCCCCGAGUGGUGUGUAGCUGUCUGUACGGCGUGGCAGCUUCAGCUCUUGGUCUGUUUGUCUUCACUCACCACUGUGCCAGACGUAGAGAUGUCCGGGCUUCCUGGCGCGCCUGCUGCCCUCCUGCUUCGCCCUCGGCCUCCCAUGUCCCAGCCCGGGCCCUGCCGACUGCUACAGAGGAUGGAUCCCCAGUGUUGGGGGAGGGACCAGCCUCUCUCAAGUCCUCCCCAAGUGGCAGCAGUGGCCGCGCGCCGCCACCCCCCUGCAAACUCACCAAUCUGCAGGUGGCCCAGAGUCAGGUGUGCGAGGCAAGCGUGGCCGCCCGCGGAGAUGGAGAGCCAGAGCCCACCGGCUCCCGUGGCAGCCUAGCUCCCCGGCACCAUAACAACCUGCAUCAUGGGCGCCGAGUACACAAGAGUCGGGCCAAGGGGCACCGAGCCGGAGAGACUGGUGGUAAGAGCCGGCUCAAGGCGUUGCGCGCGGGCACGUCCCCAGGAGCUCCCGAGCUGUUGUCCAGUGAGAGCGGCAGUUUGCACAACAGCCCGUCUGACAGCUACCCGGGCAGCAGCCGCAACAGUCCAGGCGACGGUCUUCCACUCGAGGGUGAGCCCAUGCUUACGCCGUCGGAGGGCAGUGACACAAGCGCCGCGCCAAUCGCUGAGACGGGGCGCCCCGGGCAGCGCCGCAGCGCCAGCCGUGACAACCUCAAGGGCAGCGGCAGCGCGCUGGAGAGGGAGAGCAAGCGCCGCUCCUAUCCGCUCAACACUACCAGUCUUAACGGUGCCCCCAAAGGGGGCAAGUAUGAGGAUGCCAGUGUAACUGGUGCAGAGGCCAUAGCGGGAGGCUCCAUGAAGACUGGCCUCUGGAAAAGCGAGACCACCGUCUAGGUCCAGAUUUAGGAUGGGCGGGUCACGCGGGCUUGUUUACUCCCAAAUCCUCUUGGGCGGUCCAAGCCGUCUACUGAUGUGUAUGUAGGUUUAAGGCGGCCAUGCUGAUGCUGCCCUUGAGUCCACCAUCAUUAGUUACCCAGGCUAGGGAAAGGGGAGGGAGGCAGAUGCUUGCCCCUACUGUGGACUAUCCCUCAGCAGUAGCGACAGACAAUCCCAGACCAGUUUUGGUGGCCAAGUUCUUGGUAUCCUGCCAGGUAGGCAUAAAACAUCCAUCGGUCCCUAGGGUAACCCAUAAACUGAGUUGAAGAGCCCAGCCCAGGUAGGCUCAGGAAAUGAGAGGGAGACCGGGGAACUGGGUUCUCCACACCAGCCCGGCAAGGUAUCCUGUGACUGCCAAGAUCCCAGGCCUCUCUCCCAGUUUUGGCUUGGGAAACCAUCCCAGCAGGUGAGCCAGGGGGCGUAACAGGUGCUGCCUUUCAGAUUAACUAUGCAAGGGGGAUGGGGGUGGGAGGGGUAGGGCAGUGUGGUGGGCAGCUCUAGAGAUGAGCUUGUCCCUCAGGAGGCAGGCAGGUGGGAAAAGGUGCAUUAGGGAGACAGAAUCCCUAACUAUGGGAGUGGUACACAGUUUUUCCAGCAGAGUUCACAGCAAACCCUGAACCCCCACACACCUGGGAAGUGAUACUGCCAGCAGGUGCCUUAAGACUCAAGGGGAGGGAGCUGAUAUGUGGAUCUCACAACCUAUACAGUGGUCUGCAAGUGGCUCCACUUAGCUGCUUAAUUAUAAUACCCACUGUCUGUUCCCAGCCCUCCAACUCCGGGGGACUGAGGGGAAAUGCCUCCAUGAGGCUCCUGUGGCAAAGCCAUGCUAAUAAUCUGACUUCUAACCUCAGUUAGAAACCCAAAAUGCCAAACCACCUCCUAACUCGCUGAAACCCAACCACACUCUGAGGCAGCGCCUGGGUCCAGGCUGCUCAAGAGCCUAUGCUUCCAGCCCCCAUUUUCCUCAACUCAAGAUGCCUUUUAAUACAGAACUACAUGGAAGUAGAGGAACCCUUGGGCACUGGGAAGUAGCAGGGAUCCCAGCUCUGAUCAAGUGAGAGGACAGAGCAGGGAAGACGCCAUACUCGCUGAGAUGGGUCCCAUUAUUUAUGCUUUGCUGCACAGACACUAUUAGAGGAAAAGCUUUGUAUUACUCUCCCACGUGAGCUGCUGCUGUUUACCCUGCCAAUGCCUUAGCACUGGAGAGCUUUUUGCAAUAUGCUGGGGAAAGGGGAGGGAGGGGAUGAAGUGCCAAAGAAAACACAUUUUAAAAGCUCUGGUUUUAUACAAUAGAAUGUUUUCCAGCAGAUGCCUCUUUGUUUUAAUAUAUUAAAAUCUUGCAAAACUC